AGAUUAGUGAAAGAAAUCCUUGUGAUUUCAAGAGCGCCAACAUUCAAUAUUGUUUCCAACAACUACAACAUCAACAAAACUUCCAGCCUUAUUUCUGGUUUUCUCAGAAGAUCUCUUUGUACCUCGAAUACAUCAGACCCAAGCAUGAGUAAAAAGUUGAGACUCGCCGAUAGACUGACUGGAACAGAGAGCAAUGUUUGGGUGGAGUUUGGAAGCUUGGCAGCUGAGUACAAAGCUUUAAAUUUAGGACAGGGAUUUCCAGAUUUUUUCCCGCCAAAUUUCGUGACGGAUGCCUUGCACAGUGUGGCUUCCAACAAGGAGAAUCCCUUCCUUCAUCAGUACACGAGGAGUUAUGGCCACCCUCGGUUAGUGAAUGCCCUAGCACAGAUUUAUUCAAAAAUUUUCAACCGACCGAUUGACGCGCAGAGUGAGAUCCUGGUAACAGUGGGAGCAUACGAGUCCCUCUUCUGUGCCCACAAGGGAUUCGUCAAUCCUGGAGACGAGGUGAUCAUAUUUGAGCCAUUCUUCGACUGUUACGAGCCCAUGGUCCUGCAGGCUGGGGGCAUUCCUCGUUUUGUACCUCUAAGAUCGACAAAGCCGGCAGGUGAGCUGACCAGUACAGCAGACUGGACAUUCAGCAGAGAGGAGCUGACCAACCAGUUCAACGAGAAGACCAAGAUGAUCAUCGUCAAUAAUCCCAACAAUCCACUCGGAAAGGUUUUCACGAGAGAAGAGUUGGAAUUCAUUGGUGACCUGUGCAAGAAACAUGAUGUGCUCAUUCUGGCUGAUGAGGUGUACGAGAGGCUGGUCUACCCUGGCAAGGAAUAUGUCAGAAUCGCCAACCUACCUGACCUCUGGGAUCGAACGGUGACCAUAGGGAGUGCGGGGAAGACUUUCUCAGUGACGGGCUGGAAGUUGGGCUGGUCUGUUGGUCCCAGUCACCUCAUCAAGGCGCUCUGCACUGUUCAUCAGAAUUCCGUCUACACCUGUCCCACACCUAUGCAGGAAGCCGCGGCACUGGGAUUCGAAAGAGAGUUAUCACUGGCCGAAGGAAGUGAAGACAGUUACUUCUGGCAGAUUCCGCGAGAACUCGUGCCGAAGAAGGAGAAGAUCAUGAAGAUGUUGCUGGAGAUCGACAUGGUGCCCGUCGAGCCUCAGGCCGGGUACUUCAUCGUGGCUGACAUCUCCAAGACAGGUUUCAAAGUUGACCCGAAGAACAGUGAGUCGAAGGAUUACCAAUUCGUCAAGUGGAUGUGCAGAAACAAGAAAUUGUCAGCGAUACCGAACAGUGCCUUCUACACGUCAGAACACAAAAAACUUGCCGAGAAUCUUGUCCGCUUCUGCUUCAUCAAGGAGGAUUCUACAUUGGACAGAGCCGCCAAUAUUUUUCACGAGUGGAGAAGCUCUUUAAAGAACGAUUAAUCAAAAUUAAAUUAAUAUUAAUUUAUUAAUUGGAUUAAUUGUAAUUAAUUAAAUAGAUCAAUUAAAAUUAAUUAAAUAAAUUAAUUAAUCCUUUUAAUUUAAAUCGAGUUAAGUACAUUAUUGAAUUGAUUGAUUGAAAUGAAUUGUUCAUAAUAUUUUCAUUUUUUUCAUAAAUUAUUAUUAUGAUAGUUCGUCGCUCAAAUUUCUUGGAUGCAUAUACACGUGCUACUUGUGAAACAUCUUGUUUUUGCUGUCACGUUGUUGAGUUAGUUAAUGUUAUGUGAAUGAAUGAAUAUUAAUGUAUGUGCAUGUGCAGGCUUGGUCUGAUUGAUGACUGACCGCACUUACUUCAUUCGCUAUCAUUCUGUUGCAAGUCAAACCUUAUUAGUAAUUUUUUAUUAAGUUUGCCAUAAUUAUAUUUUUUAAAUAUGUUUAUAAGUUAUUUUCACUUAACUUUUUGUUUUGGCAUAAUUGGUGAUAACAUUUUCAUAAAAAAAUACUCUUACGAGUCCGAAG
This is a messenger RNA of Helobdella robusta, 1938 nucleotides long. RefSeq lists its product as hypothetical. Gene Ontology annotation, molecular function: L-kynurenine:2-oxoglutarate transaminase activity; pyridoxal phosphate binding. Bases 145 to 1422 code for a protein of 425 amino acids. Gene Ontology annotation, biological process: biosynthetic process. The record is from RefSeq and is a predicted model, not a curated record. NCBI's taxonomy places the organism in Eukaryota, Metazoa, Annelida, Clitellata, Rhynchobdellida, Glossiphoniidae. The transcript is spliced from 14 exons. Gene Ontology annotation, cellular component: cytoplasm; mitochondrion.